UCCCGGUAUAGAGAGAGGCCCCCCCCCCCCCUGGAUGUCUAUGAUGUUGUGCCAGCUCGGGCAGAGGGGUGUGAUGGAGGUGGUGGUGCUGACCGUCCUGUCCUGGGUGUCCGUGUGGGCAGAGGAGAAGAUCAUAUUCGACCGACACGCUGUCUACUGGAACAGCUCCAAUCCCAAGUUCUGGCACGGAGAGUACAGGGUGGCAGUGAACAUCAACGACUAUCUGGACAUCUACUGUCCUUACUAUGAGGGUCCUCCGUCCCACGGGCGCAUGGAGCGCUACAUCCUCUUCAUGGUCAACCACGAGGGCUACACUUCCUGCCAGCACAGGAUGCGUGGCUUCAAGCGCUGGGAGUGCAACCGUCCCAGCGGUCCUGACGGACCCCUGCGCUUCUCAGAGAAGUUCCAGCUCUUCACUCCCUUCUCCCUGGGCUUCGAGUUCAGGCCCGGACAUGAGUACUACUACAUCUCGUCUCCUCACCCGAACCAUGUGGGGCGGGCGUGUCUAAAGCUGAAGGUGUAUGUCAGACCUCCAGAUGGGUCGGGAUAUGAUUCUCCGGAGCCCUUCCUGACUGAUGGAGGUCCGAGCCGGAGGCCAGGGUGCGUGGCCCUGUUAGCUGUUCUGGCCUCACUGGGACUCUCCUCCUGGCUGUGACCCCCCUCUCCCCCUCUUCCUGGAGCUCCCACCCAGGGUUGCUGAGCCGGGCUGGCUGUCCCUCUAAAUCCACCACCCCUCAGGGAAGCCUUCUGUCUCCGUCCCUCCCC
Platichthys flesus (European flounder) is the source of this 765-nucleotide messenger RNA. RefSeq names its product ephrin-A2a (gene efna2a). Gene Ontology annotation, biological process: axon guidance; osteoclast differentiation; ephrin receptor signaling pathway. The record is from RefSeq and is a predicted model, not a curated record. The coding region runs from base 35 to 655 and encodes 206 amino acids. Gene Ontology annotation, molecular function: ephrin receptor binding. Gene Ontology annotation, cellular component: plasma membrane. The transcript is spliced from 4 exons. Lineage: Eukaryota; Metazoa; Chordata; Actinopteri; Pleuronectiformes; Pleuronectidae.